Messenger RNA from Rhineura floridana, 1761 nucleotides. Its product is annotated as b(0,+)-type amino acid transporter 1-like. The transcript has 6 exons. The coding region runs from base 361 to 1761 and encodes 466 amino acids. Gene Ontology annotation, molecular function: L-amino acid transmembrane transporter activity. NCBI's taxonomy places the organism in Eukaryota, Metazoa, Chordata, Lepidosauria, Squamata, Rhineuridae. Gene Ontology annotation, biological process: amino acid transmembrane transport. Gene Ontology annotation, cellular component: membrane. The record is from RefSeq and is a predicted model, not a curated record.
UCUAUAUCCUACCUCACUGGAAGCAGAAAGGACAAAGCAACUAACCAGCCUGAGACUGAAAAGAGCAGAGAACCUGUUGCCUUUCUUUGUUUGCAUCUGGGAGAUCAAGAUGAAGACACCUAUCAGGACUGAGCCAAAAUGAAACAGUCCUGUUUCCCUCCUUCUAAAGCUUAAAACAAACUGCUUACAAAGCUUUCAGAAACUCAAGUACCACAGGCAAACAUGGCAAGACACUUUUUUUUACUUGCUACCUGUAAUCAUUAACUUAAUGGUGCUAGCUCUGUUUUUAUUCUUGACAUUCUGUACUGUAUUGCUGUCACUUGCAGCUUCUCUAAAGAAGCAAGCUUUGCUUAUUCUAUCAUGGGAAAGAGAAGUCCAACCCUACCUGGUUCAGCUGCUCACCUGAGCGAAGUGACAGAGAUCUUGGAACUGAAGCAAGAGAUUGAACUGACCAGUGCAGUGUCAUUAAUUGCUGGAACUAUGAUAGGCUCAGGUAUUUUUAUGUCCCCAGAGUGGAUACUGCGUAAUAUAGGUAGCCCUGCAGGUAGUCUCAUUAUCUGGGCAGCCUGUGGCUUAUUGGCCACCUUUGGGGCCCUGUCCUAUGCUGAACUGGGAACAUUAAUUAAAGAGUCUGGAGGUGAAUAUAUCUACAUUCUGUGGAACUUUGGCUCCCUCCCUGCUUUCCUUUUUGCAUUUACCUCGGUCAUUGUUGUGAGACCUGCCAGCGUGGCAGCCAUCUCACUGAGUUUUGCUGAAUAUACUGUGACUGCCUUUUAUCCUGGGUGUUCUUCACCUCAGGUAGUUGUCAAGUGUACAGCUGUGGUCUGCAUCCUGUUUUUAACUCUCAUCAACUGUCUCAGCGUGCGACUGGCCACCUCUGUCAUGAAUGCAUUUACAGUUGGCAAGAUGUUAGCAUUACUGGUCAUUGUGGUGGGAGGAGUUGUGUUGCUUGCUCAGGGGCAAACACACAGUUUCCAGAAUGCCUUUCAAAACACAAGGACAGAUGCUGGGGUUAUCGGAAUUGCAUUUUAUCAAGGCCUCUGGUCUUUCGAUGGAUGGAAUAACCUGAAUUAUGUUACUGAGGAAGUUAAGCAUCCUGAGGUGAACUUGCCAAGGGCAAUGAUGAUUGCCAUUCCUCUGGUUACCUGCUUCUGUAUGCUGGUAAACGUGAGCUAUUUGGCAGCCAUGACUCCUGCUGAACUUCUGUCUUCAGGUGCUGUGGCCAUUACCUGGGGAAACAAGGUCCUAGGAAGCUGGGUGUGGCUGAUGUCAUUGUCAGUUGCCCUGUCUUCAUUUGGAUCAGCGAAUGGAACAUUCUUCAGCGGAGGCCGCAUGUGCUACAUUGCGGCAAGAGAAGGCCACAUGCCAGACAUUCUAUCGAUGGCUCACGUAAGACACCUUACACCCUUCCCUGCUCUCAUAUUUACUUCUGUGGUGUCUUUAAUCAUGGUUAUACCUGGAAGUUUCAGUCAGAUUGUGAACCUCUUCAGUUUUACAGCUUGGCUUUUUUAUGGGAUAACAAUUACUGGUCUCCUGUAUUUAAAGAUUAAGAAACCAGAACUGCCAAGGUCUUUUAAGUUAUCGGAGAUAGCAGGAGACAUUUUUGGAGAGGUAUCUGCUGCUAUUGGCUACCUGGGGGGUCACUCCAGAAGACAUGGCUACCAUGAAAAAAAAAGUUACUCUCUUUACAGAGGUACCAAUCAUCAUACCUAUAGUUUUUCUGAUGGCGUCGGCAUACCUCGUGUUGGCACCCAUUAUUGA